This is a messenger RNA of Eurytemora carolleeae, 658 nucleotides long. RefSeq lists its product as uncharacterized. Lineage: Eukaryota; Metazoa; Arthropoda; Copepoda; Calanoida; Temoridae. The transcript is spliced from 2 exons. The coding region runs from base 31 to 612 and encodes 193 amino acids. The record is from RefSeq and is a predicted model, not a curated record.
UCGUUAUUGUAGAAAACAUGCCAAGACGAGAUGAUCCUUGCAAACGAUCUCAGAAGAGUUCCUCGAGCUACCAGGAGGAGGGAGGAUACCAGGGCCGCCAAGAACACCUUGGACAAGUUUGAUACCACCAGGGUGAGAAACAUGGUUAACCAUAAAGUAGACAUUGACACUGUUCAGCUCGGUCCUUCAAUUGGUAGAGGAGGAGGUGGGUUCGGAACCUGGGGUAAGGGAUCUGCAGGACCCAAGAGCAGUAGACAUGAGGACAAUACAAUGCAGAAGAAUAGGUUUGCAAGUCUCUCCAGUGAUUCCAACCCCGCUUACGAGGGUAGAACUAGCGGAGGUUACUCUUCCAGCCGGUCUGGAUCUAGACCAGGUUCCUAUGUUGGUCGUGGGAGUCGAGGUCAGUCAGUGGAUAAUGACAAGGCCACAUUGUUGCAGGCUGUGAAGGAAAUGAAUCCUGGUGGCGGGAGAUCUACGAGUACGAUCUUACUCCGGGAUUCAGAGCGUGGAUCUGUUGUUACUGAAUCUGCCAGUAUGAUGGCUCCUCUAGUUUCCUCUUCAUCUGAAAGCCUUCUGCGUGGUAAAUCAACGGAGUCCGGAGGAAACCUUUAAAAAUUAUCUUAGCCAGGCUUAAAAUACAACUGUUUCAUUAGAUCUU